Molecule: messenger RNA, 357 nt
Organism: Thermochaetoides thermophila DSM 1495
Lineage: Eukaryota; Fungi; Ascomycota; Sordariomycetes; Sordariales; Chaetomiaceae
Exons: 2
Coding region: 1-357 (118 amino acids)
Source: RefSeq, a predicted model, not a curated record
AUGGACCUUGAUGAUCCACCACGCCCAGCUACUAUCGUCACGACCACUCCUCGUGCUGCUCCCGUAACUGCCACAACUAGUUUCCCCGGUGCCAUGCCUGUUACUACCAACGGUGGACUGGUCAUUUACGUCUCGAACGAGAAUCACAACAAUAACAACAUUAACAUUGACAACACAGAUAAGAACAGCAUUGACAACAAUAACAGCAUCAACAACGAUAAUCAAAAUGAUAACUGGAACAAUGCAGAUGCGGCCAGUUCAGUAAUCCACAGUGGUUCUUCAGCGCUGAAACCUGGAGGAUUCGCUGGGAUUGCCAUUGCCUUGGCAAUUCGCUCAAUCAUCCGGGUCGUUAUAUGA